AUGCCGCGAGAUUUCUCGUCCCUAAUCAACGAGGCAACCCUCGACGGCAUGUCCAGCUUAGCCCCCCAAACAGGCAACCGCAAAGCGCGCCCAAUGGAGACACAAGCCGAAGACAGCAGCCAUCUCGCAGCAGAAGAUGCCAUCUCUGCCAACGCAAAGCGAAACGAGCUUCACCCGUACACGCAGACGCUGUCCCUGUCAGAUCUCGAGAGCUGCGUACGACUUGAGGAAGCUGCCUUUCCGCCUCAGGAACGAGCCUCCCGAGAAAAGGUCAGUCUCAUCGACACGAACCGCGGCCACCAUGUCGCUGUGACAUGUUGGUAUUACACUGCUUGCGGUAUGCGUUGUCCAACGCUUCCGUAACGUCUGUCAAGAACAGGACACGCACCUGUUGGCAGAAUCAGCACAUGAUGCUUUCCUCCUCUCAUUUCAGCUGCCACUUCACUCAACACCACUGCCAAUCAAUCCUCUCUUCCUCAACAUCUGCGUCUCACCGCGAUGCACCACCACACCUUUCCUUCUGUGUUGGGCGCGGAUGCCUCGAAAUCCACACUUGUGCCACACACCCAGUUUCAUCUACACAUCCCUGCAAUGCCCCAAAAACAUCAUGCUGAAAGUCCGUUCCUCCAACAGUUACAGUACCGCCUUAAGCACGCGGGCGAACUCUUUCUGGGAAUCUUUACAUCUCAGGAGGGAUCAUCGGUCCCCACGGCAGAGACUUCCGCUCCAGUGUACACGGGUGCACCGCAACGCAAAGCCGUCCUUUUGGGCUACAUCGGUGGCACUAAGACUACGAAUCCGGUGGUGAAAGACGAAGACAUGGCGAUCCCGGACCCCGAGAAUCCUGACCCAAGGCUGGGUCACAAACUGGACGGCAAGACCGUGUGCAUCCAUAGUCUCGGCGUCCUACCGCAAUAUCAAAAAUGUGGACUAGGUACCACGCUGAUGAAAGCGUACCUACAACGUUUAGAAAGCCAUGGGGUCGCGAACCGAGUUGCUCUGAUUGCGCAUGAUCACUUGAUUCCCUAUUAUGAGAAAUUUGGCUUUGAGGAUAAGGGCAAGAGUGAGGCGCAGUUUGGCGGCGGCGGUUGGUAUGAUCUGGCUCGAGACUUGAAGCAAGGACCUAGUCCUUCGUGA
Molecule: messenger RNA, 1137 nt
Organism: Lecanosticta acicola
Lineage: Eukaryota; Fungi; Ascomycota; Dothideomycetes; Mycosphaerellales; Mycosphaerellaceae
Source: the annotation of a GenBank genome assembly